Molecule: messenger RNA, 632 nt
Organism: Anneissia japonica
Lineage: Eukaryota; Metazoa; Echinodermata; Crinoidea; Comatulida; Comatulidae
Exons: 1
Source: RefSeq, a predicted model, not a curated record
GAACAGCCUAUUCCGCUAUUCAGUACUGCGUACUGAAGCCAGCCACAGAAGGGUACCAAGCAGCUCUCAAGAAGUUGAAAGAAAAGUUUGGAGAUGCUGAUAUAAUCACUAAAUCCUGGAGUGACAAAAUAUUAAAGAGAGAUGCAGUCACCAUCGACUCCCUCAGCGACUUUACAGAUGAUCUGGGCAAUUGCUAUGGCACUCUGGAAGCAUUGGGGAAACUAGCCGAACUAGACACUAUGGAUGGAUUGUCCAAAAUUGUACAUAUUCUGCCAUUAUUCCUCAGAAAUAAAUGGAAAGAUGUUAACUUCAAACUGAAAGCGAAAGGUACCACUGCAACACUUAAACACCUUGUUGAAUUUGUCCAGAAAGCCAGGGACAAGGAAGACGACCCUGUCUUUGGCAGAACACUGACGAAUAAGAAACCAGAAAGGGAUAAACCCGUACACAGGAUUAAUAUAAAGAACCAGCGAUCCCCAACAACUAUGAACUUCACGCAAGCUAAAGAUAGCAAGAAGUUACCAAGAAUGUUCUGUCCAUAUUGCAAUAGUACUGAACACUUCCUUGGGGGUUGCAAAAAACUUCAGAGAAUUGGACAAAGGCCAGAUGAUGGACUGGAUAAGCCACAAUAA